This is a messenger RNA of Pieris macdunnoughi, 447 nucleotides long. NCBI's taxonomy places the organism in Eukaryota, Metazoa, Arthropoda, Insecta, Lepidoptera, Pieridae. The record is from the annotation of a GenBank genome assembly.
AUGACAUCGCGUGUAUCGGCGAGGCGUAUCACGAAUUACAAUUGCGAGUUACGACAUUUAGAAAGUCGAGCCACGGUCAACGGACCCGCCAGUGAAAGUCUUGUGUUAUGCGUUUCGCAACCGAGAUGCUCGAAUACGAGUUCCCGAGAUGAAAGUGAUAGCUGUCUAUUUGGAAACGAGUGUACGGGGGCGGAUACUGGCGUCGGUUUGAAACGCGCGCGCGAUGCGAGGCGCGGAGAACGACUGCGGCGUCCGAGCUGCACCGAAAUAACUGCUAGAUGCAGCCCGGCCGCUCGAUGCACCCCCUCCCCCCUCCAGGUCAGGGCUGCAGGUCGUCAUGGUAAUAUGGAGAGCUCUAUCGGAGCCUUUAUCGAUCCAGCUGUUGCUACAUGGUUCCCGACGUCCUUGAACUUUUGCCUUUUAGCUCCGCGGACGAGAAUAUUCUAG